GACAAUUCAGCCUUUCCAGAUAGUAUUAUAAAUCGAGGACGCUUUGUAGUAUAAAGUUGAUGGUCAAAAUGGGUCUUUUAAAGCUGUUUGCUUGUAUUCUUUUUGUUUUCUCCAUUGUCGAGUCAAAGGUGUAUUUUAAAGAAACGUUUGGUGAUGCCGACUGGGAAAAACGCUGGAUUAGCUCGACUAAAAAAGGCAGUGAUGCUGGAAAGUUUGUUUUAUCUGCUGGCAAGUUCUAUAAUGAUCCAGAGUUAGACAAAGGAAUUCAGACGAGUCAGGAUGCUAAAUUUUACGGUAUCUCAGCGAAAUUCGACGAAGCAUUCUCUAACAAGGACAAAGAUCUUGUUAUUCAAUUCUCUGUUAAACACGAGCAAACGAUUGACUGUGGGGGUGGAUACGUCAAAGUAUUUGCAAGUGACUUGGACCAAGCUGGUAUGCACGGAGACUCGCCCUACAAUAUCAUGUUUGGACCUGAUAUCUGUGGACCUGGAACAAAGAAAGUUCAUGUAAUCUUCAACUACAAGGGAAAGAACCUUUUGACAAAGAAAGAUAUCAGGUGCAAGGAUGAUGAAAUGACUCAUCUUUAUACAUUGAUUGUGAAACCAGACAAUACUUAUGAAGUGAGAAUAGAUAAUGAAAAAGUUGAAAGUGGUGAACUAGAGCAAGAUUGGGAAUUCUUACCUGAAAAGAAGAUAAAAGACCCUGAAGCUAAAAAGCCUGAUGAUUGGGUCGAUGAAGCUAAAAUCCCUGACCCUACAGACAAGAAGCCUGAUGACUAUGACAAACCACAACAUAUUCCUGACCCUGAUGCCAAGAAACCUGAAGAUUGGGAUGAUGAGAUUGAUGGCGAAUGGGAACCACCUAUGAUUGAUAAUCCUGAAUACAAGGGUGAAUGGAAACCAAAGAUGAUAGACAACCCAGCCUACAAAGGAGAAUGGGUUCAUCCUGAAAUAGACAACCCUGAUUACGCCCCAGAUUCUGAACUUUACAAAUAUGAUGAUUUUGGAGCGAUUGGGUUUGAUUUAUGGCAGGUGAAGUCUGGCACAAUUUUUGACAAUAUUAUUAUCACUGAUUCUGUGACUGAAGCUGAAGACUUUGCCAAAGAAACAUUUGACAAAACAAAAGAGGGUGAAAAGAAAAUGAAGGAUGAACAAGAUGAAAAAGAAAGAAAAGAGAGAGAAGAAGAAGAAAAGAAAAAGAAAGAGGAGGAUGAUUCUAAGAAAGAUGAUGGAGAAGAGGAAGAAGAGGAGGAAGAAGAAGAGGUAAGAUCAUGAUGUUUAAAGGUGGGC
Messenger RNA from Dendronephthya gigantea, 1289 nucleotides. RefSeq names its product calreticulin-like. Bases 60 to 1274 code for a protein of 404 amino acids. The record is from RefSeq and is a predicted model, not a curated record. Gene Ontology annotation, biological process: protein folding. Gene Ontology annotation, cellular component: endoplasmic reticulum membrane; endoplasmic reticulum. NCBI's taxonomy places the organism in Eukaryota, Metazoa, Cnidaria, Anthozoa, Malacalcyonacea, Nephtheidae. The transcript has 9 exons. Gene Ontology annotation, molecular function: calcium ion binding.